CUUACAAAACCUUCUUUAUUCGUCAACUCGUGUCCUUCUUUCCCUUUUCUCCAACACUUUCCUCGUUUUCUCCUUCAUUGCUGCCUGUAAAUGGCAGACGGAGGUCAUCUUCAUCAUCUCCCGCCGGAAAAUGCUUCUGAGGUGGCUACCGUCGAAAACACCAAGCUUGCGGAUGCUCCGGUUCUGUUCUUCGUUUACUUCCACAAGGCUUUCCGUGCUCAGCUGGUGGAGCUCCGUCGUUUAGCUACAGACGCCGCUGAAGCCGGUUCGUUUAGCGGCGACCUCGCCGGUGAGCUAUGCCGGAAGUUUGAGUUCUUGAAACUUGUCUACAAGUAUCACAGCGCAGCUGAAGAUGAGGUUAUUUUUUUGGCGCUUGAUUCACGUGUGAAGAACAUUGUUUCUAACUAUUCGCUAGAGCAUGAUGGCACAGAUGAUCUCUUCACCUCAAUUUUCCAUUGGCUAAAUGUUCUUGAACAUGAGUUAGGGAACAUAUCUGAUGUACUCCGUGAAGUUAUGCUAUGCAUAGGCACCAUUCAGUCAUCCGUAUGUCAGCAUAUGCUUAAAGAAGAGCGGCAGGUCUUUCCUUUGUUAAUUGAGAAGUUCACUUUCCAAGAACAAGCAUCACUUGUAUGGCAAUUCAUUUGUAGUGUUCCAGUGAUGGUGUUGGAAGACUUCUUGCCAUGGAUGAUGUCUUAUCUCUCUCACAAGGAGAGAACUGAAGUUGUGAACUGCAUGAAAGAUGUUGUCCCAACUGAAGACUCAUCACAACAGGUCAUAAGCUCUUGGCUGAUGGAUUGUGAGGCUUCUACAAAGAUCUUGAAACAAGUAGAGUAUGAAGAUGUGUCUAAAGAUACCAAGAACUUAUCUCGGAGUGGAUGUUUUCAACGGCUUUGGCAGUGGAGUAAAAAGCCAGUUUUUAUUCCAAAUGUAGGACACAGCCCUAUCCAUGGUCUUCAGAUUUUUCAAAAUGCAGUUGAAAAAGAUUUGAGAGACAUUCAAGAAGGAUUGUGCCAAGCGAGCUUCCCAAGCCUUCUUCUGGACCUUGAUGUCCUCAUGGCUCGGCUUAAUUUUCUUGCUGAUGUUCUUGUUUCUUAUAGCAAUGCAUUUAAGAAGUUCUUUCACCCGGUGUUGGAAGAAAUAGCAGAUGGAUGCUAUUCAAGUGCCAAUCAGUUCACCAUAGAUGGAUGUCUUGAGAGUUUUCAGAGACGGUUAUACUCAAGUGCUGAUCCUAAGAUGAGGACAGAAGGUUUUAUACUGAAACUUCAGGAGGAACUUGAGUCUCUUAUAGUUCAAGUAACAAGGCAAUUUUCCAUACAGAGAAGAGAGGUAUUCCCAAUCAUCAGUAAGAACUGUAACCAUGAAAUGCAGAGGCAGCUCCUGUACACAAGCAUGCAUGUCUUACCUCUUGGAUUGCUAAAGUGUGUCAUUCUCUGGUUCUCAGCUCAUCUAUCAGAAGAGGAGUCUCAGUCAAUUCUUCAGUUCUUAACAUUGGAAGAUUCUUCUCCUCAAAAAUCAUUUCCACGCCUCUUGUUGCAAUGGCUACGCUUUGGCUACUCAGGCAAAACAUCUGUUGAGAGUUUCUGGAAACAACUGUCUGUAAUGUUCAAAAUAAGAUGUUUCUGUAAAAAGGAACCCACUGAAGAAGCAUCUGGAUCCUUCUCCCAUCAAGCACAGCUCCAACUAUGCAAAGAAACUGAAGCUGAUUUGUUUAUAUGUCCUGGGAAAAGAAACAAGUCUUCAACAUGUUUCCUCUUGCCAGCUGCUGGAGACAUGUACCAGACACCUUACUCUAGUAGGAUGAAUCAGCAAAUGCUAUUCUCUGGAAAACUUAAACCUCCUCCUCCUCUCCAUCUUCCAGAGUUUUUUGGUGAGAAGAAUGUUGAUGAGCCAUUCAUGAUGGAUGUUAAACCAAUUGAUCUUCUUUUCUUCUUCCACAAGGCAAUGAAAGCAGAUUUGGACUACCUUGUUAGCGGAUCAGCUAGAUUAGCAACUGACUUUCGGUUCCUUGGGGAGUUUCAACAGAGAUUCCAUCUUAUAAAGUUUCUUUAUCAGAUCCACUCUGAUGCAGAGGAUGAGAUUGCUUUUCCAGCACUGGAGGCAAAGGGAAAGCUGCAGAAUAUUAGCCACUCAUUCAGUAUUGAUCAUGAGCUAGAGAUCAAGCACUUUGAUAAAGUAUCAUUCAUUUUGAAUGAGAUGUUAGAACUGAACAUGUUUGUCUCAAGUGCAGCCGACCACCACAGAAAGAUGAAGUAUGAGCGGUUGUGUCUGAGUCUCCAGGAGAUAUGCAAAUCCAUGCACAAGAUACUGUCAGAGCAUUUCCAACACGAAGAAACUGAGCUCUGGGGUCUGUUCAGGGACUGUUUUGCUAUUGAAGAACAGGAGAAGAUCAUAGGAUGCAUGCUUGGGAGAAUAAGUGGGGAGAUAUUGCAGGAUAUGAUUCCUUGGUUGAUGGAUUCCUUGAAAUCUGAUGAACAACAUGUUGUAAUGUCCUUGUGGCGACAAGCAACAAGGAAAACAAUGUUUGUGGAGUGGCUAACAGAAUGGUACAACGGUCAUAUUGUACAAGAGGACGCAGGAGAAGCACACAAUGAUCCAUUUGGGGAUUCAGAUCCACUGGAGACUGUUUGGAAGUAUCUAUUUGAAGGAGCUUCUGAUGGGGACAGAGAGAGCAUUGGUGGCAAACUUGUGGAGCUUUCAGAUACAGACAUGGAAGUGGAUAAGCCACUUGGAAAGACAGCUCCUAAUAACAAAGAGGACAAAGAUCAGGAACUUCCAGAUACUAAAAAGAUACGUAGAGGAGCUGACAAAAAGGAGCACAAAGAUCAAACUGACUGCAAUUGUCAUAUCACAAUGUCUCAGAAGGCUAACCAGUUUGGUCAAUCCAAUAAAUAUCAACACUUGCUAACAAUGAGUCAAGAAGAAAUGGCUGCUAUGAUUAGAAAAAUAUCAUGGGACUCUUCCCUUGAUCCUCAGAAGAAAUCAUACCUCAAGCAGAACUUGUUAAUGAGCCGUUGGAUUAUUUCACAGCGGAUAUAUAAUCAAGAACCAUCUAUUGUCUCAAGAAAUACAGAAACAAUUCAAGGUCAGCAUCCAUCUUAUCGAGAUCCUCACAGUUUGGUCUUUGGCUGCAAGCACUACAAGAGGAACUGCAAGCUUCUUGCUCCUUGCUGUGACCAGCUCUUCACUUGUAUACGUUGCCAUGAUGAAGAGGCUGAUCACUCGGUUGAUAGGAAACAAAUCAAAAAGAUGAUGUGCAUGAAAUGCCUCCUGAUUCAACCAAUUGGUGCGAAUUGUUCAAAUAUUCUGUGCAAGUCGUCAAUGGGAAAGUACUUCUGCAAGAUAUGCAAAUUAUAUGACGAUGAAAGGAAAAUUUAUCAUUGUCCCUACUGUAAUCUCUGCCGGGUAGGGAAAGGACUGGGCAUUGACUACUUCCAUUGCAUGAAAUGCAAUGCUUGUAUGGCACGUUCCUUAAAAGAGCAUGUUUGCAGAGAAAAAUGCUUAGAAGAUAAUUGUCCGAUUUGCCAUGAGUACAUCUUCACCUCCAGCUCCCCGGUGAAGGCUCUUCCAUGCGGUCACUUGAUGCACUCUAAAUGCUUUAAGGAUUACACUUGUUCACAUUACACAUGUCCUGUCUGCAGCAAGUCUCUAGGAGAUAUGCAGGUCUACUUUAGUAUGUUAGACGCAUUGCUUUCAGAAGAAAAGAUGCCUGAUGAAUACACCAACAAAACUCAGGUGAUACUGUGUAAUGACUGUGGAAGAAAAGGAGAGGUUCCUUACCAUUGGCUAUACCACAAAUGCUCAUCUUGUGGCUCCUACAAUUCAAGGCUCCUUUAGACCUUCCUCCAAUUUUUAGUUUUCUAUUCAUAUGGCCUGUGGUAAGGAAACAGUUUUGUAACAUUUGAUGUUG
This is a messenger RNA of Brassica oleracea var. oleracea, 3907 nucleotides long. RefSeq lists its product as uncharacterized. The coding region runs from base 91 to 3834 and encodes 1247 amino acids. The record is from RefSeq and is a predicted model, not a curated record. Gene Ontology annotation, cellular component: nucleus. NCBI's taxonomy places the organism in Eukaryota, Viridiplantae, Streptophyta, Magnoliopsida, Brassicales, Brassicaceae. Gene Ontology annotation, biological process: ubiquitin-dependent protein catabolic process; protein ubiquitination. The transcript is spliced from 12 exons. Gene Ontology annotation, molecular function: zinc ion binding; ubiquitin protein ligase activity.